UUUUUCAAUUAGGCUUUAUCCCGGGUAUCGCCGUAACAGGAUCUGCUUCAGCGCUUUGGCGAGGCACAUUGCCUGCAGAAUAUACGGUUCAUCUCCACGAUAUCAUAAGAUAGCGUAUAUUAUUGAUCAAAGCCGUGGCCACGCAUUCAUUAUAGAUUCGAAGAUAUCGCUCCAGCGACGGAGGACCACGACGGGAUCGGCGAACAAGCAUUUCGACGACGAUAAGCUACAACAGCGGGCUGAACUUUUGGCGACGAAUUUGCUAUAAGUUUUGUGAGUCACGUAAAAAAAAAUUAAUUAAACCCCCUGGGCGGGGGGGAAGGAGCUAGACGCUGUCUUAUAACGUUCUAUGAUCGAUGAGAAUGGAGGACCACGAUCUGAAUUUCUCAGGACGCAUCGAUUAAAGUUUGACAUGCCGCCGUUAUGAGAUGAGAAACGGCGUUGUACGCUCGCAUGCUCGUGUAACGCAAUACGAUAAUGUAAUAAGCCUUUGAUAUGUCCAUAAUGAACGAUGAUAUACGAUAUAAUGACUUUAUAAAUAUUUCAUGACGAUCCACCGUAAAAUCGGAGCGCGAUUCUCGUGUGGGGAAAAGGUCGUUUUGUGUCAUUGUGCGAGAAACUGUUGGCAAUUUAACCAACUUUCACAAUGCUAUUCGUCGCGACAGUUUUGAUAAUCGCUUGAUAGUUUCGUUCAAUAAAGUACGAUCGCACGGAAAUAUUUUUGGCGACUUAGUGACGCUGUGGGACGUUUAUUUUUGCAUUUUUCCUCCAAAGUACGACGCACGUCUUCACGAGAGUGAAAAUCGAUGGAAGAAGCGGCGUGCGUGUAUAUAUAAAUAUUUUUUGACGGCCUAUCGAAAAUCGAAGGACGGUUUUCGUUUAAAACAGAGUGGUUUGUGUCAUUGUGCGCGUAACUGUGCAAUUUAACCACCUUCGAUAACACACUCGUUGUCUCGUCGGGAUAGUUUCGAUAAUCACGCGAUAAUUCCGUGUGAUAUAAAGUACGAUCGCGCGAAACACGUUUUGGCGAGUUGCAGACGGUGUGGGACAUUAAUGUUUGCACGUUGCGCAUUUUUCUUCGAAAGUGCGUCGCGCCGCGAGAGUGAAGAUCGAUCGAAGAAGCGGCGUGUGCGUCUUUAACGUUUCCCGCGAUAACGCGAAUCGCGACCCAGUCCGGGUGCGCUGACAAGGCGCGUAUAAAAUCGACGAUAGCGAGCUGGACAGCCGCCAGUCUUGCGAGAGCCGCGCGCGAGAGCGGACGUCGCUCGUUCCACGCCGAUGCGGUGCCACGUGAGGGAAAAGCCAGGAGGGAAACUCCGUUCGUCGCCGAAGUAGAAACAGCAUUUUCUUCCCGUUUCUUCCCUCCCGCUGUGGACUCACGUUAUCGCGACGAGCGACAGGAAUGGUGUGGAUUACGCCGGAAGUGCGACAGAAUUAACCAAGCGGGAUCGGCUCUCGGAGUACGUGGGAUCGUGCCUGAUGAUCGUGGCACUCCAUCGGAUUUAACUCUAUCGACGCGGGAAAUCGAUGUGCGCUGAUUUUCUGGCGAAUCUCCGGCGCAGGACGAAACGAAAAAAGAAAAAAAAAUCGAAAAACCGUGCGGACUGAAAUUGCAAAUUAAAAGUUUCGACGAGUGCGAGCCCGUUUGCCACUUCUAUUUGUUAUUUGUCGGACUAUAUUGCAAUAAUAAAAAGAAAUCAAUACACCGCCCGUAAACAACGACAAAUUCAGGACUUCAUUAACGAAAGAAAGUUACCGUGGGAAAUAAUUAAACAGCCACAACUGUGUAUCCGAGUGAAAUGUAACGAACGCGUUAAUUAAACGAAAACAGAGAUUGCAUGGCGAAGAAAUAAUGAAAUUGAAUGUUUCAUCGAAACUGUACUGCACGACAUUCAUAUUUAUCGCAUCGUUAAUUCGCUUUUACUAGAAUAGUUCGAGACCAUAUCGUAUCGCUUUGUCACCGCUCGAAUCGUCGCUUCUUUUUUACGCAGUCGAUUGAAGACGUUUGUCGUGCGGAGCAUCAAGAGGGCACGGAAGGAAGUUGGAGAAGAAUUUUCAAAGGGCGGAAGAUCAGUCGUGCCUAUUGUAGCGUCUCACGCGAGGCAUCCAGUGGAUGGUCUUAAAACAUUAACGCUAUUUGACCCUGAAGAUACUUCCGCGGAGGUGUGAACGCAGCUAUUACGAGAUUCCAGAAGAGGUCGAGCGUUUAGUGUUGCCGCGCUAGAUAGAGCUUCCAUUACGCCCGAGUCGAGACUAAUUCCUUACAAGCGGCUUCUUCCGCAAAAGACUUUCGCGAUCUUACCCGCGCGCACUUACUCCGCUGAAAGUUUCCCGCCCGGCGGCGACUCCUGCGAAAAUGCCAAGACUAGAAUCGCGGAAAUCCUGUUGUUCGUGAGGAACUUGGGAGUAUCUCGAGAGUGAAAUAUAAAAAUGUAUUUCACCGUGAAAAUAUAAAUCGCGUCGCACGAAAAUAUUCUCUCCGGAGCUGAGGGGGGGAAAGAAAUUCCGUAAAUUUUGCACGCACUAUCUUCAGAAUCUCCGCAAUAACGUUAUCAAGAAUAUUAUCCGGAUCGAGUGUCGAAAGAAGUAUCGAGGGGAUUCAGAAGCGCGUCAAAUGUUCAGCAAAGUCCUCAGGACUUCUUUCAAGAUAUAACCAUUGAUUUUUCGAUGAGAGUGUGGCAGAUUUAUCGGGAGAAAAAUCUGCAAUCGUAAGCUCCCCGAACUGGGAGGAAAUCUCGUCAUAGAUCGCGCGAUGCGUCGGACACGAAGGAGUUUCGAGAAGACAAGUGAGAAGUCCUGGGAAUCUUAGGCAACGGAGAAGAAGACGGAAGCCGAAGGAGAAUCACACGAAAGCGGAGGCGGAAGAGAGGAGGCAAUUGCGAAUAACAGGCAGAGGCGAGGAAACGCUCGAAGAAUGCCGUGGAUAAAGUGUUUGGGUGGCGGCGGCGGGAAGGCCAGGAGGGGCAAGCCACUCAGCGUCAGUCAACCGAUCCACCUGCUUGUCAAGAGUGACUUCGAACCCCAGUGUCACGUGUUCCGCACCAAGCAAUUGCGCAAACCACGACCAUGUCAUUUGUGCCACCAGGCGGUGAUCAAGCAAGCUUCCUGCUGCAGAGUGUGCAAAUACAUCUGCCAUAAGUCAUGCGAGGACAAGGGCGCGCGGUUCCGAGACACCUCGCAGCAAAUCCAUAAACAAUGGCAAGCCGAUCCAGCGAGGGCAUUUCCAACCGUCGGCGGUGUCACUGCAAAUUCGCCUUCGCCGGCAUCUGGAGAGCUCUCUACGCCAAAUUCCACUCCCAGCCCUAGCCCUAGUCCGACUAAUCAGCAAGUCACGCACAAUGGCGGCUACGAAUCACAACCGAAAAACGUUAACAACAUCGCGAGAAAUAAGCACCAAGUGCAGACAUCAGCAGUGGUGUCAACACCUGCGAGGACACCGGGUGUCGGCGCGGAUUCAACGAUGACGGGACCGGGAAAGGGCGGAGGUCGCGUGACGGAGGUGAUGGAGCUCUGUUACGUCACGGAGAGGAUCAUCGCCCUUUGGUAUAGAGAGGAUGCGCAGGGUGUCCUCGAACAUGCUACGACCCUCCUGCGCGGGAAACAUGCCGAUAAUUACAUGAUCUUUAAUUUGUCAUCGCCCGGCCGACCCGGCGAGCCGAAUACGAGGGAAGUUGGAUGGCCGCAGGGAUUAGCGCCAAGUUUGGAGAGACUGUGUGCUCUCUGCAAGGAGCUGGACUCCUGGCUAAACGGCGCUUCUAAUCGCGUCGUUGUUCUACACGCCAGGGGCAGCAAGGAGCGGCUGGGUGUGGCAGUGUCCGCUUAUAUGAACUACAGCAGCAUCUGCGGGGGACGCGAUCAAGCGUUGGACAGGUUCGCCAUGAGAAGGUUCCUCGACGACAAGAUCGGAUCGCUGCAGGUUCCAUCGCAUCGAAGGUACAUCGAGUACUUCAGCGGACUGCUGUCGGGCUCUCUGAGGAUCAGCCAGUCGCCAUUGUACCUGACCCACCUGACGGUCCUCGGAGUGCCGCUCUUCGAGCCGACGGGCUGUCGAGCCUUUCUUAAAGUAUACGAGGGUCUUACACCGGUUUAUACUUCGGAUCUGUAUUCGGUGACGAAUGCGCGCGAAUUUACUGUUAAUCUCGGCGGGCUCCGGCUGAGGGGUGACAUCUUGGUCAAGUGCUACCACAGGGUGUACUCGAAGCAGACUCGAGAAGUUAUGUUUUCCCUCCAGUUCCACACGUGCGUGAUUACGGAGAACGUCGUCUCCUUCCCGCGAUCGGAGCUCGACGUCGCCUGCGACGAUCCUCGGUGCCCGCCCGACAGCGUGGUGACACUCUACUUCGCCACCGACGCGAAACGUCAGGACGGCCCAGUCCCGGCGCCGACGCCCGCCGUGCCGCACGCAUCGGCGCAUCACGAUCCGAUUCUGCACUGGGACAGCUACACGAAUCUCGAAAUCAGCGACGACGAAGGCCGUGAGACACCGCUGUCACCACCGCCUCCCUCGAGCUCUUCGGUUCAGACUUCACCUCGUGGCCUGGGUUAUACCUGUGGUCCUAUAGAUGGAUCCUUGUACGCCGUGGUGCAUCAGAGCGCUGCAGGAGGCGCCCGCGGCUCGCCACUGACGGUUUCUAUGGACAGUGGCAUAAGUAGUGCACCACCACAGAGACCCAGCCCACCCGAACUCGAGCCGGAAAAUCAGGCUCACGGAGACCUCGAUAAACUUCUUCAUGAUAUGAUGCUUACUGUCGAGUCUAUGCCAGAUCCUCCGACAGAUGACUACAAUCGCGAUCGAGGUGAGAAGAUGUACAUCCAAGAACGCAGCUACAGCAGUCACGGCAGCAGCCAUCCAACGUCCACUUAUUCCACUUUGAAGGACUCCUACAGAAGUUACAGAGCUGGCAAAGAAUCGAGUCCGCCCUACAAUUCAAGCAGCAGCUACAGCACCCUGAAGAACGAGUACAGGGACUCGUCGAAGAGCAUCGAGCAUCGUGACUUCGAGUAUCGCAUGUCUCCGGAUCGGAAGAUAUCCGAAUCCUCCAACGACUCCUACAGGAAGCACGCGGACUCCUUCUCGCCGCCUGGCAACAUCGACUUCAUCGACGAGGACAUCCCGUAUCACGCCAGGCAGACCAGCCAGCCAUUCUCGUACGGCGCUACUACAGACAUGAUAAAGCAUCAGAAAUUGUCGUCGCCUUCGCUAGUGAGAAAGGCGACCGCGCGGGGUAUCGCGCCUGUCGUGGACUUCGAGGACAUCCUUGGCGAGAAUUCGAGAAGACCCAUCAGCCCCCUCAGUCCCAACACUCCGGAUCCGCCGCCGGAAUUCGCAAACGGGCCCGUGAAGAGUGGAUCUGAUCACAUCGAUGCUUUGUCGUGGCUGAGACAGCAGCAAUUGAAACUCGCCGCCAGGAGAGAUGAAAGGAGCCCCGGCAAGCUUUGGCGACAAGAGACCGGAAACCGUGUCAUCGGCGAGCUCAGGAGCUUGCAGAGAGGGAGAUUGAGACACGACGGUUACGCGAGCGAUUCGGCAGUUCUCGACGAUGAUGACGAUGGCUGGGGAGCAAGUUCUUUUUCUGGACAGCCGUCGUCGAGAGCUGUUCCGUACACCUCCGCACCAGCUAGUCCUCUACUUCCGCAGAGAUCGAGCAGCCGGAAGUAUAACGGCAAUGCCGGAAACGGUGUCCUCGGCAGACCGCGAGCGGAGAGUAUGAACGAGCGGCCGUUCGUAUCUGUAAAGCGUGCUUACGAGUAUCGCAAGUACAACGACAGUCAGAGCCCUCCGACAUCCCCUCGCUCAGCCUUAGCGGCCGCGCCACCCUUAGGGUUCGCGGCGAGCCAGCAAUUGAGUUCCAGUAACGUCGAAAGACCGCAACAACAUCAGCAACAGCCGCCGCGGCCGGAGUCGCGCAGCGACAGUUUCGUGCGCGCGGACGCAUUGCUGCGCGAGCAUCGCCACCAUCAGUUGCAACCAUCAGGUGUCAUCAAUAGCAACGACCAUCCCGAGCGGAAGCAGGUGGCCGUCGGUCAAGAAUACGCGGCGUCUGGGCGAAACGCGCGGUCCGACCCGAGGGGUCGCGUUGCUUAUCAGAGCGUCGGGAGUUACAGCUCGGCCAGCAGCAACGACCAGGUGGACGGCGGAUUGCUGGCGGUGGUCGAUCAGCCUGACCCUCUCGUGAGCCUCAUUCAGACUCUAGCCGAGAUCUCGCCGGUUCGCGCGUCCCCGAGCAUGACAAAAACCGAGGGCGAGCAUCCGGCCGGCAGCAAUGCGAUAGCAGCCGCUGUAAUAUCCGCCAGUGUGCCUAGCAACAAUGUCACUAAUCGCUCCCCUAACCAGUCGCCAAAAGCAUGGCAGAAUUGCACCCAGCCGCACAAUGACUCGGCGUCAUCGUGGACCGAGAGGAGCGUCAGCCCCGGGAGCGUGGUUGUCAGCGGUGCCUCGCGACCGCAGACGCCGGCGUUUCCGGUCCAUCCGCGGACGCCGUACGUCAAUAAUGCGUCGCCGACGGUGACGUUUGCCAGCGAUCGUACCUACGUGACGUCCAACAACAGCUACAAUGUCAGCAACAACAACAACAACGAGGCUGGCGGGAAUAAUAACAAUAACAUCGGGAACUACGGCGCCGAACGAACGAUAUAUAUCGAGGAACGAAGGGAAGCCUCGAAGGAGACGGGGCUUCCACCCAAGAGUCCGACAACACAGCGACGCUUGAGUUUCCCGGCAAGCGGGCCGCUUAAACAAACGCAUAACAAACGAUGGCCGCUCACUAACCAAUCGGCGUCGUUCGACUAUAGUAAGGACCGACCUGUUUCUCCUGUAAGCGAAUCGACGAUGCCGCAGGCUGUUUCGCGUAGCCCUGGUACACCGACCCACGUUGAAUUUGCCCAAAGCCCCAAGAGUGCUACGUCAUACACGUCGAUCAACAGCGGUGGCCAAUCCUCGCCGCAAGUUCAAUAUUAUAGCUCGAGACGUUCUAGCGUUCACUCCAACACCGAGCCCCAGGAGGUAGCCGAUGCUAAUGUAAAAUUCGUACGCGAUACCAGCAAAAUCUGGUACAAACCCAAUAUAUCGCGGGAGCAAGCAAUCUCGAUGCUGAAGGAUGCGACACCCGGCACAUUCGUCGUGCGAGACAGCAACUCGUUCCCAGGCGCCUUCGGUCUGGCAUUGAAAGUAGCUACGCCACCCCCUGGUGCGCCUAGCAGCCCACGAGACCCCUCGAGCGAGCUUGUUAGGCACUUUUUGAUCGAACCAACGUCGCGCGGCGUCAGACUAAAGGGAUGCGCGAACGAACCUGUCUUCAGCUCGCUGUCGGCAUUGGUUUAUCAGCACAGUUUGAUGGCCAUGGCAUUACCUUGCCAACUGCUGCUACCCGAGCCGGAAGCAGCUGCCAGAGCUCUGGACUCCCCCGGUACCAAUAGCACUCAGCAGCUUCUCGCUCAAGGAGCAGCUUGCAACGUUUUAUAUCUCUUUACAAUUGACACGGAGUCAUUGACUGGGCCACAGGCCAUCAAGAAAGCUAUCACCAAUCUAUUCGAGCAAAAACCUUUGCCGGUGGCCACAAUUGUUCACUUCAAAGUCUCCACGCAGGGCAUUACUUUGACUGACAAUGCGAGAAAGCUAUUCUUCCGUCGACAUUAUCCCACAAAUAACAUAAGUUAUUGCGGAUUGGACACCGAAGAACGCACGUGGGAGUUCACCAGCGAAGAUACCGGAAGAUCACUUAGCGCUCAUCGCUGCUUCGGCUUCGUGGCGAGAAAGCCCGCUCACAAGUCGGACAAUCAGUGCCACGUGUUUGCCGAGCUGGAGCCAGAGCAGCCUGCCACGGCAAUCGUAAAUUUCGUGAACAAAGUCAUGAUGGGAAGCUCCAUCGCCAAAGCCAACAUUGUUUAAGAAUUGCUACUCGCUCGCCACAAUCGCCAAGACUAACGGGCACAAACAUCAUCGCGAAUUUGUUGACGGUUUCGCCGUUUACGAUUCAUACUGACACAUAUCUGUAACGCAAAAAGAAAAAUGCAAAGUCCAAAUAAGAACGAAGAGACUGAGAAGUCUCGGGAUAACGGGCCGAAUGGUCGAUAUAAUCGAUUGAUGAAAUCGUUAUUCCGCUGACACGCUGAGGACACACGCGCGGAGGAUUCUUGUAAAGGAUCCGCUGGAAAUGGCUACGCGAAUUAAUCAUUAUCCAUUAACCGACUACUCGUAAUAAGUCUUCGUGCAUUUCGUAGCGUCGAGUCAGUAGAACAUUCAUGUUGCAAACAGUAGGAACGACAUAAUUAUCGAUAAUGCUGGGGAAAAAGUCGAGGAGCACUUUGGAAGAGAGGAACGAGGGGAACGAGAGGCGACACGUGAAUCGAUUCCAUCCUCGCGUCAAUAUGCAGUCGAGAUAAGAAAGUUGUUGUUAUGAUUAUCGUUACUGUUGUGAUUUAACGUAGCGAAUAGCAAAGAUAUAACGGAUGGUCAGGUAGGGUACGGUGGUAAAAUGACUGCACUGGAAAAAUUUUAUAUGUGUAAUAAAUUAAUUUGAUGUUAUUUAAAAAAUUAUUAUAAAAUGAUGACUAUUCUGCGCUCUUAUUAAUAACAAGUAUAAUUACAAUUCCGCGUGCACUUGCGAUUUAGUGGUUAUUCAAGCGUUUCAAGUCUCACACAGAUGCGUCUCGGCGAAAUAUUUAAAUAUGGUUUCCGCUCUCUUCCCUUUCUUCGCGUAAUUUAGUAUAUAUUUUACAGGAGAUUCUUUAGCAAACUUUCAAAUUUCCUGAUUUCGCCACCUGCCCCCACUUAUAAUACGAUCGAUCAGCCGCACGCAAACUUACCGAUAGCUCGUAGUCAUAGUUGAAGAGAAUCAACCGUGCUCUUCGCGCGAUCUACGAAGAGCACCGAGCAUUCGAAACGAGCGUAUCUCGCGCGUUCACUGAGUGCGCUUUCGAUUUCGGAGAGCACCUAUACAUUGCACGUAUAAAUAUGCAUACAUUUCCAUAUGCAUAACAUUACACACCACAUACACGUAACUAUCAACACUAAUAAUAACAAAAUCUGUGCUCGCGCUUUAAUAACAAUUUUCACUACGUGAUUUAGUCUUCAAAGAGCAUCUUUUAAUUCCGUUUUAUUAAAAAGAACGAUUUUAUUAUGGGAUUAAUAGUAAGAUGAAAAAUGAUAGAAAUUGCAUAAUUACAAAAUAAUAGGAAUCUGUAAUUAUUACAGUUGAAUUUUUCUAUUUCUAAUUUUUGAAGAAACACCCACGAUACGACUUAAAUAAGAAAUGGAUCCUUCAAUAACGCGCGAGCAUAUAUAAAUUCAUAUAUUAUCACGUUAUACUUGAGACUCUCGAGUAAUGUUUGACAGAGAAUGUUACGUCAUUUGCAGAGUAUAUACAUAUACAUAAACACGUACACGCAUGAAUAAAAUCCCCGUGUCAUGCUCCCUCGCGAGGUAUGAAAGAAUGACGAUUAUAAAUAACUGUAAAUACGCCACGAGACAGUGUCGCCUUAAAAGAAGGCCUCGAGGGGACACCUUGCGAGAGACCGUCGCGAGAUGAAUGACGACAGUCCGCGACUUGUGGAAGAAGCAAUGCUGACAGGAUCAGAUCGAGAGUCACACAGGCCGGGAUGAAUAACGCUAUUUGAGGAGUGUACACGUGACAAGGCAGUAUCGCGCGUAUUCUUUCGGUGAACCCAUAGAUUCUUGCCAUUUCGGGCUCGUGUACCGUCGAGAGCUCGCUUCCGAGGAGCGCGUCUCGACGGGCGCGACGAUGAGCAGUCAAUUAUUACGAUCGAAUCGAUUAUAUUGUAAUUACGACAAUAUGACGGCACGAAGGGACCGCCGGUGCCUGCAACGGCUGUGGCCCUCCCUUCGACGUCGUCGACUUCUUCGUUUACUUUCGCGGUCCCUUCUACUUUUGUCUUCCGAACGAAGGUCGGUCGAGGCUUCGGCGUUUCCACCGUUCUCUGCGAAUUCCUCCGCGAUCGAGAGAGGGAGGACCCGUAGUUACGCAAUGUGCUAGUCAAAAUUCGUACUGUAUAUUCGACGGUCAAGAAAUAGGCGUUAACAGUAACCUGGGGAGGCCUUUUCGGGUAUGCUUGGACCCUCAACGGCGGCGAGCGCGAGGUAUAUCGCUUCGCGCUACGACUCGACGUAGAGUGAGCGUAAUGCGCUUCGUUUUGUGGAUGAUGGGCUCGAAACGACACCUCGAAACACAUAGAGACGAUUGGGUGCCGCUGAAAGGAUUAAGGGCCCGCUUGAGAGAACCGACCGUGUCUUUUUUUUUUCUGCGUUCUUUCUUCUCUUCGUCGUCCGUCUGCCCUUUCUUCUCCGUCUAGAUUUCCUUUCGUACGCGCCCGAACCCGACUAACAGCGUAACAUUAAUUUAACAUUCAGUCAUUAUAAUUAUUAUUAAUAUUAUUAUACUUGUUUACGCUCUAUUAUAUUCUGUGUACGUUUGCGCAAUAAUUGUAUCAUUGCGUGCCGCAUGGGUACGCGCGUAUAGUUGUAACAAUAAUAAAUCAUAUUCACAGCG
This is a messenger RNA of Vollenhovia emeryi, 10505 nucleotides long. It is a transcript of the gene by, whose product is annotated as tensin-3. The record is from RefSeq and is a predicted model, not a curated record. The coding region runs from base 2915 to 7888 and encodes 1657 amino acids. NCBI's taxonomy places the organism in Eukaryota, Metazoa, Arthropoda, Insecta, Hymenoptera, Formicidae. The transcript is spliced from 22 exons. Gene Ontology annotation, molecular function: protein binding.